Molecule: messenger RNA, 5137 nt
Organism: Cotesia glomerata
Lineage: Eukaryota; Metazoa; Arthropoda; Insecta; Hymenoptera; Braconidae
Gene: MESR4
Exons: 2
Coding region: 259-4953 (1564 amino acids)
Biological process (GO): regulation of transcription by RNA polymerase II
Cellular component (GO): nucleus
Molecular function (GO): DNA-binding transcription factor activity; RNA polymerase II cis-regulatory region sequence-specific DNA binding
Source: RefSeq, a predicted model, not a curated record
CUCGAGUUGCUUCGGGUAAGCAGUGUCGUGAUGAUAUGACGCCAUUUUACUAACCUUUUCGGCGCGGAUUGGAAGGCUAGUACGGCAGUACGUCCAGGAAAAACUCAGGGGAUACGCCUCUGACACGCUACCCGGCUUCUAAACCACUGAUAAAUAAUUAUAAACCAAAACUUACCAUCCUAACCAGCCAGUGUCUCCAAGAUUAAUCACAAAUAAAAACACAACUGAGAAUACGCAGCCAUAGUCGCCAUCAGUAUUAUGGACGAUGAAGAUGGAGAAGCGUCUAACAACGAUUCCUGGACUCCAGAGCAAUUGUCGUACAAAGAAACUUCUUUUCCGGAAGAUUUUAACCGUCUUAACCCCGAAAAUGACUGUGAGGACCAUCUCGAGAUUAAAAAUAAUAAUGAAUCUCGUAAUAAAGUGAGUAAAAGCAAAGAUGUUACCGAGUAUGCUCAGUGUUUGGGUUUGCAGCCAGCAGGUAAAUAUAAGUGUGCUAAGUGCCGUCCCACGGUGACAUUUUAUUCAUUAUCAAUGCUCAAACAACAUCAAUUUGUCUGUCAAGCAGCUAAUUCUACGCCCGGACCCUCCAACCAUCAGCACGUGUCAUCAAACCGGUAUUCUAAAAAUAAUUUUCGUAUUACAAGAAAAGUUUACUUGUGCUCCGCCUGUGGGACUUACUUUGAAAAUUGGAAUCUCUUUUUGCAUAUGCGUGAAACUCAUAAAAGACACAUUUGUUUAUUUUGUUUGGGUAUGUUCGGCCAAGCCGAGAGACUUUCUAAUCAUUUAAUUAAAAAGCACAGUGUACAGGUGGAAAAUUUUAAUAAUAUUAAUCAUUUUUACGAUAUAUUUAAGGGAUCGUGUUAUUUACUUUGCUGUGAUUGUGAAAAAGUUUUUUCUGAGACUGAUAAUUUUUCAGACCAUAAUUGUCUUAGUGUUCUUAAAGUUGGUGAGGAGCCUGAACCAGUCAAUUUAAACCAUCAGAAUGUUAGUCAAGCUCAAGAGCAGCAGCAACAACCUCAACCUCAACCUCAACCUCAACCACCUCCUCAACCACCAAUAAUAAAUGAUCAAGUUAAUCCAACACCUAAGCUUGGAUCCAACCAAGAUAGGCAGGAAAAAAUCAACAAUAAGAGAACAUUGUUGCCCAAUCCUGCUAACAAGGUUGCCAAGAAGCUUCUCUCUGAAAAAGCCAAGCUAAAAAAUGAUUUUUAUCAGAGCAAACUGGCGAAUUUGUACUCUAGAAAGCGGAGGUGUGAGGAAGUGGAAAUGGAAGAAGAGCAGGAGGAUAUUGAAGGGGAUUAUAUAAAUAAUUAUUUUAAAAAUGAAGUGAGUGAAAAGACUCGGAUCACUGAGGUGGACAUUACAAAUUCUCCGGAGAAGAGCGACAGGUAUACGGACACUAUAAUGCAGGUCUCAAGGUGCAGCGACGACUGGGACUCUGAUGACAAAGAGGACGUUAGCUUGGAUGAAAUGGAACAGGGUGAAUUGAUUCUUGAUGAUGGCAAGGAAGACUCUGUGGAGAGUUUUCCUAGUCCUAUCAGGGAAGUCUCUCCUAUUUUGCAGGACCAGGAGCAGGAGCAAGAGCAGGAGCAGGGGCAGGAGAAGGGAGAGACGGAGAAAGAGACUACCACUGAAACUUCAGCAACAACUGAAGAGUCUGUUAAAGAGCCUUCUGUUACUUGCACAAGGGUUAAUUCCAGAAGUCUGGUGAUUAAAAUUUGUACUAAUAAAAACUCACAAUUUUCUAUCGCAACGCCUAAUUCUAAUGGGAAUUAUACAGAGUCUGGUGAUGAGGCCAAAGAAUCUGAUAAGGAAAAUGAUAGCGAGAGUGGAAGUGAUUCUGAUACUGGGAAGCUUACUGUUGCUCUUCCAGAGCCUCAGGAAGAGGAGCCGGAAUUAGAGACCAAAGAGACUGAGGCUCCUGAAGCUCUUGAGGCUCCUGAGGCUCCUGAGACUCCUGAGGCUCCUGAGGCUCCUGAGGCUCCUGAUUCUCCUGAGGAACCAGAAAUUUUGGAAAAAAAUCGGCAAAAUGAUGUUGAAGAGAACCAAUUAGUUCCAGAUGACGGAAUUCUGUUAGCUAGCAGCGACGCUCCGAGCAUAGAUUUGAACGUAGUGGGUCUUUUAGAAAGCAUGGAGAUAGACGAGCUUCUAAAAUUGUGCAUCGAAGCUGCAAGUCCCACCUGCGUGUACUGCAACCACGCGAGACACAUUGCGAUAAACGGAAAGCAAUUGGCACUGCACAUGCUAGCGGAGCACAAAUUCCAGCCUCAGCACCCGGCUAUAAUAAUCCAGCGGGAACAAUUUGUAAAUCGGGUUAAAAAGUCCUUGGAUGAAUUAGAAUCCUUUUACUUCAACUUUGAUAGCUACGACAGCAAAAGAGGGACGUACGCUUUUCCCGAAGUUAGAACUUACGAGUGUUACCUCUGCAGGAUUUACUUUACAAUUCACAAGGACUUGUACCUGCACAACAGAAAGUCCCACCAGAAGACAAUCCUGGUGUGUAUAAUGUGCAAGUCUUCUUUUUUUAAUCACAGUGAAUUGCUCUGUCAUCUCUGUCCGGGAGUCUAUGCCGCUGGAGGGACUCUAAGGUACCGCUGCUGCAUGUGCAGCAUCGAGAGUCUUCCUUCGUCCUUCAGGUUAAUGGUGCACUUGCGCAAAAGACAUGAUACUUGUGAUGUCUGUCUUGAGUCCACGGGGAACCAGCAGAAGCUUUCUAAUCACGUUUGGAAGCACAAGCUUCAUCAUUUGUGCUACAGAUGUGGGAUUGCUUACCGGAACAAGCCGGACAUCACCAAGCAUCUUUUUUGGAAGCACGGAACUGAAAGUGUGGUUUGCAAAAAGUGCUUGCAGAAAAAGUGGCCGCAUGUUUAUCACUUUUGCAUCCCGCCGAGUGAGUUUGGGUGUGAGGAGUGCGGUGCUAAUUUUACUAGAGCUGUGGCUUUAAAGGUUCAUAAGAGGUUGCACACUGGGGAGGCUCCUUAUGGGUGUAAUGAGUGCUCGGAGAAGUUUAUCUCCAAGAAACUGGCUGCUAAACAUGACGAGAGUCAUAAGCAGCCGGAAAUUCCUCCCGCUCCUGAUCCUGAGCCGGAUAAUGAGAAGGUUAAGGAGUCUAAGGAGCCUGAGGAGGUUCAGGAGGUUAAAGAACAACCCGUUAGGAAGGUUGUUGAUGUCUAUGAUCUUCCGCCGCUUAAUUUGUCCUCUGACAGUGACUCUUCUGAGGAUGAAAGAGUUGUGAGCAAGGAUAAAGUGGAUAUGGAGAAGGUUGAUGAGGAAAAUAAGGAAAUUGAUGAAGCUAGGAUUGAAAUCAAUGAAGUUCCGGAGGAGAUCCAGUUGUCUGAAACCAAUGAUGAAGCUGAUGAAGUUAAUAAGCAGGAGGUCGUGAUUAUGAACGGAAUUUGGGACAAUUUUAAGUCUUAUGCAGCUAGCUUGGGCAGUGAUUUAGCUCCUGAGGUUGAAUUAAAGGCUAGCAAUGAUGAAAUCUUGAAGAAUAUUGCUGCUGAGCAUGAUUACUGGGUGGUUUAUGAGCCUCCUAAGGAGGAGGUUCAGGAGGAAGUCUUGGAUGAUAAGAAAAAGAAGUCUCCUAAGAAGAAGAAAUCAGGGAGUGAUUCUUCAAGUGAUUCUUCGAGUGAUAGUGACUCUAGUAGUUGUUCUUGUGGAACCAAUUGCAGCUGCAGCAGCUCUUCUUCUGGAAGUUCCUCGUCUUCGAGCAGCAGUUCUGAUUCAGACAGCUCGACGGAGUCUCAUAAGCAGUCGAGGAAGGACAGGAGGAAGGAACGGGAGGCCAAGCGCAAGAAAGAAGAUCAGGUUCCUGAACGGGAGAAUGGAAUUCCUAGUCUUGAGGGAAGUGAGGAGAAUGUUGGAAUUAAUGCAGAAGUUCAGGAACCGCCGAGAGAGGCGCUGCCGGUUAGAGAGUCGGAUUUAGAAACCACUGAGACGGAGACUGAUGAGGAUUUCUAUGAUGAGAACCCUCAAUUGCACGCUAGUAGGCUAGCUGAGCGCAGGAGCCAGUCGGUAAUGCAGGAAGUUCCAACAGAUGGCGCUGAGGUUAAGAACGGAGCUAUUGAGCAGGUGGAGACGCUAAACUCUCUGCCGGUAAAGUCGAAGCAGACCUUGAAGCGGAAGAUCAAGACUAAGAGAAGGAAGAAACUGGAGACUAGGGAAGCUAGGGAGAGUGUUAGAGGGCGCGGAAGAGGAAGACCUCCUGGAUCUACUAAGGGAAGUCUUAAAUUAAACAUUCCAAAGAAUAUUCUGUUCCAGAAGAAGAAUCCCUCGCCACCUACGUUCAAUACUAUUGACGAGUUUAUGUACACUAAUUAUCAAGUCACGGAGUCUACUUUUAAUUCCAGCGCCAUGUCUGCCACCAGCGAGAAUGAAGCUUCGGCAAAUGACAGCAAGCGCUCUUCUAAGAGGAAGAGGAUUCCCAAGAAGUUCUACGGGGAUUCUAGUGAUGAGGAACAUCAACGCAACGCCACCAAGUGGCAGCGACCUAAUACUACGGUUCCGUAUGUUCCUAGCAUCACUAUCAAGCAGAACUUUGGCCCACCGCCGGUUAAUAAGGUCUAUUCUCAGGAACCUCCGCUGCAGCCAGCUGUUAUUACUCAGCCGGUGGAAACUCCAGCGCCAGUUUCGGUUCACGCAGCGGUUAAUGUUACCACUGACUCGGAACCUAAUGACUCUAGCAGUGAUUCCAGUUCUGAGGAAGAGACUAGUAAUGUUAGAGCUACUCAUCCGCCGAUUAAUAAUCUAGGAGCUACUGGGUCAAGCAAUGUCUACUGCUACUGUCGGUGUCCUUAUGAUGAAGUCUCGGAGAUGAUUGCUUGCGACGGGAACAAUUGUCGCAUUGAAUGGUUCCAUUUUGAGUGUGUUGGGAUCAUGGUUCCUCCUAAAGGAAAGUGGUACUGUCCUGAUUGUCUUAAAAGAGAUCAGGCUGAUGAUCAUCAGCUUGAUCAAUAAAUAUUUUUCUUGUAAUUGUAUUUAAAUUUCAGCUCGGUUUUAUUUUUAAAAGAAACUUUUUUUUUGAGGUUUUUAAUAGCUGACUAAAGUUAUCAAUUUAAUAUUGUAAUCUACUGAGCGAUAUUUCUUUGUAAAUACUUGUAAAUAAUUAUAUUAAUAGAGUUUAUUAAAGUAAGUUUUAUGU